CGAUUCGUCACUCUUUCAUAACUCUUUCAUUUGCCAAUUCAGUCUGAGUCAAAACCGCUCCUAAUUAAUCAAGUUUUUCUUCUUUAGAUAUAUAUUUUUUCUACCUCUAAUUAUAUAUAUAUAUAUAUAUAUAUCGAUAAUGGCUGGUGCUGCAGAGAUGGUGGAAGAUUGGAGUUUGCAGGCUAUAGUGAGGGGGUCGAGCGGAGACUUCACGAGGAUCGUUGAUGUGGAGAUGGACGGCCACGAUUCGUUUCAUCAUCAUCGUCAUCUUCUUCUUGAUGAUCAGCAUGAAGGUCGUGUAUGCGAUGGAGGCUUUCAUAAUAAUAAUAAUAAUAAUAUAGUGGACGAAUUAGAAGAGCUUUACAAGCCGUUUCUGAGCAGCAAUUGUUCCGACCGGGCGGUUCACCUCCCGGUUCGGACCGUCCUCCACUUCCAAGACCAUAAUGUCUCCUCCGCCGCCGCCGCCGGAGAUCACCACAACCAACCGCCGGGGCCACCUGUUCUGCAGCAAUCGCCGAUUAGAGCUCCCUAUUCACCAAAAUACAAGAGAAGGAAGAAUCAGCAGAAGAGAGUGGUGAUUCAGGUGUCUGCAGAGGGGCUGAGCUCGGACAUGUGGGCAUGGCGGAAGUACGGACAAAAGCCCAUAAAAGGGUCGCCCUAUCCUCGAUCGUAUUACAGAUGCAGCAGCUCAAAAGGGUGCCUGGCAAGAAAGCAGGUGGAGCAAAGCUGCACAGAUCCCGGAAUGUUCAUCCUCACCUACACCGGCGACCACAGCCACACUCAGCCCACUCGCCGGAACUCCCUCGCCGGAACUGUCCGCCAGAAAUUCCCAAAUAAUAAUAAUAAUAAUAAUUCUAACAAGCCAUCAUCCUCGUCGUCGUCGUCUUCUCUCCUCCUCAAACAAAAUAAUAAUAAGAAGAAGAAAUCCCCAAACAGCAACACCACUAUCACUACAACUAAGCUGCUGGUUCAUCCAAUAUCAUCAAGAACUAAAGAGGAGGAAGAAGAUGAUCAUGAAUUUAUGGAUCAGAAAAAGGAUGCAGUAAAGAUGGUGAUGCCUGCAGAAUUAUUGUUAGAAGAAGAAGAUCAGUUUGAAUUCGGAUUGGACGAGGAUUUCUUUUCAGGUUUGGAAGAGUUUAAUGACUUUAUUAUUAUGUCGGAUCUGUCUUCUUCUUCUUCGUCUUCUCCAAAUCUUGAUCAUCAAGAAUGUCACGCUCCCAAUUCGUCUGCUGCUCACCAAUUUCCUCUAAGAUCUUGUAGUUGUUAGACAUUAUACAUUGUACCGAAUUCAGGACAGACACACACAGCUUUUGUAAAGGAAUCAAUGGUGAAAAUUAAUAUCAAUAUCAAGUUAGUAAGAAUUGCAGUACAAUUAGUAUAUAAUAUCAUGAACAAGGUAAUAAUAACCAAAUCCUUGUUCUUACUUUUUAAUUUUUAUUUGAUGUGCCAUUCAUGUAAAGUAAUAAUUAAUAACUUGUUGCCUUUUUUACUUGACAUCAAACUU
This is a messenger RNA of Andrographis paniculata, 1504 nucleotides long. RefSeq names its product WRKY transcription factor 22-like. Bases 140 to 1267 code for a protein of 375 amino acids. The record is from RefSeq and is a predicted model, not a curated record. Gene Ontology annotation, biological process: regulation of DNA-templated transcription. Gene Ontology annotation, molecular function: transcription cis-regulatory region binding; DNA-binding transcription factor activity. Gene Ontology annotation, cellular component: nucleus. NCBI's taxonomy places the organism in Eukaryota, Viridiplantae, Streptophyta, Magnoliopsida, Lamiales, Acanthaceae. The transcript is spliced from 2 exons.